UGAGAGAAAUGAAGAUACAGUGUAACGUGUGCGAGGCGGCGGAGGCGAAGGUGCUGUGCUGCUCCGACGAGGCGGCGCUGUGUUUCGAGUGCGACGAGAAAGUCCAUAUCGCAAACAAACUGGCCAGCAAGCAUGAGCGUGUUCCCCUUUCUUCUUCUUCCCCUCACAUUCCUAAAUGUGACAUUUGCCAGGAAACAUCUGGGUUUUUCUUCUGUUUGCAAGAUCGAGCUUUACUCUGCAGAAAAUGUGAUAUUGCUAUACAUACAGCAAAUCCUUAUGUGUCUGGUCACCAGAGAUUUUUGCUUACUGGUGUAAAAGUUGGUCUUGAAACAACAACUGACCCUGUUGGAUCUUCUUCCAAUGUCAAAUCACCUUGUAAUGGAAAGAUCACAGAAACUAAAUCCAAUUCUACAUCUAAAAUCAGGGCUCCUAUGACUAUUACGAGUGAAUACAACUUGGUUCUUCCAUCAACUGUUGGAGUCGAGAGCAGUGUGCCAACAAAAGUGUCUUAUGGUGGGGGUUCUACAGCUGGAAUCAUUCAACCAUGGCAAAUGGAUGAUUUACUUGGGCUACCUGACUUUAAUCAAAGCUUUAGUUACAUGGAUAAUGAGUUAUCUAAGGCUGAUAGUGGCAAGUGUGGAGACUCCGACAGCUCACCGAUCUUGCGAUCGGCUGAGGAAAAUGUCUUUGAUAAUGAGUGCAUGGAUCAGUUGCCGGAUUCCUAUUGGGCAGUGCCACAAAUGCCUUCACCUCCUACAGCCUCUGGGCUGUAUUGGCCUAAAGACUCUCACAACCAAUCCGAUAGCAUGGUAUUUGUUCCCGACAUAUCCUGGUCUGGCGUGAAAAGCCCUUCCCACUCGUCACAUAGUGACUGCAUUCCGAAAAGGCGACAGGUUUAGAGGCAGAUCCAUACUGUGAGACAUGCUUUUUGCCUAUACUACUAUGCUAGUUUCCAUCCUCCAAGUUCGGGACAUGCCGGUUUCUUCCAUGUCAAUCCGUCUUAUUCUGCAGUAGCCAUUUGGGUUUCAUAAGGUAAAAAACCAACACAGACAGUGUACUAGAAAGACCAUUGUAAUUUUGAGUAGAUAGGUAUUUGUUUUGAUUAACAACCA
This is a messenger RNA of Hibiscus syriacus, 1112 nucleotides long. Its product is annotated as B-box zinc finger protein 22-like. The transcript has 3 exons. The coding region runs from base 9 to 899 and encodes 296 amino acids. Lineage: Eukaryota; Viridiplantae; Streptophyta; Magnoliopsida; Malvales; Malvaceae. The record is from RefSeq and is a predicted model, not a curated record. Gene Ontology annotation, molecular function: zinc ion binding. Gene Ontology annotation, biological process: photomorphogenesis; regulation of DNA-templated transcription. Gene Ontology annotation, cellular component: nucleus.